CUAAUAUUUGUGCUCAUGAAAUUUGCCCUUAGGAUGGAGAAAAUGCAGGACUGUCAUUACCAAUAUCACCAAGAAGUAGUCACCCAGCCCACCCUAGUUCCUCUCACCUGCCAAACUCUGUUGAUGAUCGCUCUCCUGACGAUGGUGAAAUGGAUGACGGCCGAGGAGAAUGGAAGGACAAGAUCAGUUCCCAGUUUGACCGCCUGGUAGCAUUUGCUUCCACAGAACUGGAUAAAAGGAGAAGAAGUACGGAAGGUGCCUCUCCUCGUGCAGGGGAGACAACAGCAAGCUGUAAUACCAGUCCUGACAGCGGUAUAGGCCAUGGUGAACCCUUACCUCCAGCAUUAAGUAAGAUGCCUAGACUCUUUAAAACACCACCAGCAAAGGCAUCACCUGAAAGGGAUUCACCGCCAGUAUUAGAGGCGCCACAUACAGCUGACAGAGCCGGUGUUGCCAGGACUCCGUCACCUUCAUCACCUGUUCCUAAUGCGCCCUUCAGCCCUGCCCCAUUAGACGGUCCAUAUAGCCCAGUAAAUGCAACUUUACCUGGUCAUGGAAAAGACAGACAAGCUUCAUCUAGCGCUACAUCUGUGCCUUUGAAGUAUCAACGAAGUGAGUCCUUAUCAUCUCAACAUUUUAAGAAAAAAUUCUUCCAGCACAGAGAAUCAUGGAAUCCCUCUAGUUCAGCUUCUCCAUCAAAUAAUGGACACAGUUCUACUCAUAACUCUGCAUCCAACAAUUCCAAUGCUUGGCAUCAUAAAGGGAAAUUCCGUCCUAAGGGUAAGGAUUGGGAGUGGCAUGGGGGUAGUAGUAAUGAAGAGCAGUCAUAUCGUGAACGAGAUCCAAGAGACCAGAGGGAUCAGAGAGAUCAGAGACCAGAGAGAGAAAGAGAUCAUAGAGAUCAUAGACGUGAUCAUAGAGACCAUAGAUCCUAUCACCAGAGUUUACCUCGUUAUCGUUCUUGGGACAAUUAUCAUGAAAAUGAUAACCAUCCACAAGGUAAUUUUUAAUAUUGUCAAGGUAGUUCCCAAAAUUGAAAUUUCUUUGAUGUGAUCGUGGUGGCCAAGCCAAGUUCAGUACUCAAGUUUAGCUUGUUAUUUUAUGAAAAUCACAAUGAAUGUGGUUUGCAGUCUGCCUAGCAGUACUCUGCAGCCCAGUUCCUUAUUCAACACUAGCUGCUUAGAGAAAAUCUAUUAUCUAUCUCUGUUUCCUCAUAGAUAAUUUUUUUAGCUAAACUUAGAGCUUAUAUCCAAUGGUAGUCUAAUAUCUGCUCGAGUGUUAUCUGUUGAUAACACCCAGCAGUGAUUGUUAGUGUGUACUCACAUGUAGUGUACUGUUGAUUCAUUUUACAGUAUUUAUCUGUUUCUUACUGUACAUUUCAUGGAGUACACUGAGUUGAAAGGAGCUUUCU
This is a messenger RNA of Frankliniella occidentalis (western flower thrips), 1411 nucleotides long. RefSeq lists its product as uncharacterized. Bases 150 to 1010 code for a protein of 286 amino acids. NCBI's taxonomy places the organism in Eukaryota, Metazoa, Arthropoda, Insecta, Thysanoptera, Thripidae. The transcript is spliced from 2 exons. The record is from RefSeq and is a predicted model, not a curated record.